AUGAUUAAGAUCUGGUCAAUGAAGAAGGAGGCCGAGAACGGGCAGAAGAAGAAGCCAAAGACGAGUGCUGCUCAGUUGAGGGUGCAGAAGGACAUUACAGAGCUAGAACUACCGUCUACAAUGUCCACUAACUUCCCCAAUCCGUCAGAUUUACUCAACUUUGAGCUGAUUAUACAGCCAGAUGAAGGCAUGUACAAAGGCGGUUCAUUCAAAUUCACCUUCAAUAUUUCCAACAACUACCCGCACGAGGCACCCAAAGUCAAGCUCACCCAGAAGAUCUAUCACCCAAAUCUUGAUCACCAGGGAAACGUCUGCUUGAAUAUUCUCCGCGAAGACUGGAAGCCUGUUCUCAAUCUCAACGCUCUUGUCGUUGGUUUACAGUAUUUGUUCCUCGAACCCAACGCAGAGGACCCACUCAACAAGGACGCUGCCAACGAUCUACUCAGAGAUCGCAACCAAUUCAAAUCCUGGGUGGCUGCUUCCAUGUCUGGCAAGCCUGUCAAAGGUGAGCCAUACGAUUACGUCUUAGCUAGAUAG
Messenger RNA from Wallemia ichthyophaga EXF-994, 537 nucleotides. Its product is annotated as NEDD8-conjugating enzyme UBC12. The transcript is spliced from 4 exons. The coding region runs from base 1 to 537 and encodes 178 amino acids. The record is from RefSeq and is a predicted model, not a curated record. NCBI's taxonomy places the organism in Eukaryota, Fungi, Basidiomycota, Wallemiomycetes, Wallemiales, Wallemiaceae.